Molecule: messenger RNA, 1995 nt
Organism: Nilaparvata lugens (brown planthopper)
Lineage: Eukaryota; Metazoa; Arthropoda; Insecta; Hemiptera; Delphacidae
Gene: cN-IIIB
Product: 7-methylguanosine phosphate-specific 5'-nucleotidase
Exons: 6
Coding region: 1-867 (288 amino acids)
Cellular component (GO): cytoplasm
Molecular function (GO): 5'-nucleotidase activity; magnesium ion binding
Source: RefSeq, a predicted model, not a curated record
AUGGGACUGUUUUCUGUUCUUGACAGUCCCAACGUUCGUUGUAAUGACAAGGAUAGUGUCAUCAAUAAAAUAAAGCAGCUCGUUUCAGGAGGGAAGGAUAAUCUUCAAUUUAUCACGGAUUUUGACAGAACUCUAACCAAGCGUAGUUCCGAAACAUCUUUUGGUAUCCUGGAACACCACCCCAAUUUCCCCGAAAGUGUUAAAAUUGAGACUGCGAAGUUAGUAAAAAAAUAUCUUCCAAUUGAAUUUGACCCAAAAUUUUCUGUGCAAGAGAAAAUACCUCUAAUGGUUGAAUGGUGGAUGGCUUCUGAACAAUGCUUGAAAGGACUGGUGUUGGAUUAUGCAAACUUUGAAGCAGCUGUUCGAGCAGCUAAUAUGCCUUUCAGGGACGAGUGUGAUCGCAUGCUGAAGGUUUUGAACGAAGCCAAUGUUCCCACGUUGAUAUUCUCAGCUGGAAUUGGAGAUGUUAUUCAAUGUGCAGUCAAACUGCAUUCAUUUGACUAUUCAAAUGUUCAUAUAGUGUCAAACUUUAUCGAAUUUGAUGGUGAUGUUGUGACGGGAUUCAAGGGGCCUAUGAUACAUAUAUUUAAUAAAAAUGAGCAUGCUAUUAAAGGGACAGCAUACUUCAAGGAUGUGAUGUUCAGGAAAAAUGUGAUUCUGAUGGGCGAUUCUCUUGGAGACGCCGACAUGGCUGAGGGAAUUGAAAAUCCUGGUGUCAUAUUGAAAAUAGGAUUUCUCUCUUCUAAAGAUCCGAGUCUGUUUCUUCCUCAAUAUCUUUCAAAGUAUGAUAUUGUCCUACUCGAAGAUGAAACGAUGCAUCUACCAUUGUUCAUAAUUGACAGCAUUGUGGAACAAACCCUACCAUGAAGUUUUGGAAUCAGUUCCGAAUUUAUCUUCUACCAAAUUGGUAGGCUUAUAUCUUCUUUCUUUAAUCAUGGGUAAUACCAUAGUCUUGGCUUUCUGCCUUAUUGGAUUUGACCAAAAACUUAUAUAAAGUAUUUACAAAUACAUUUGUUUUAUAAUUUGUUACAGUACUAUUCUUUGAAAGAGUAGUGCACUUCCAACGUGUUUUCUGUGUAAGGAUAAUAAGAAUAGUAUUUAUAAUAUCAAGUGACCUGGCUGGCUCAGGUCUGGUGUCUAGAGUUUUCAAUACUUUUAAAUCGUGUAUCAUUUGGAGAUUUUGAAGAGUCACUUUCAUUCAGUCAUUAAUCCUGCUAAGGAUUCAUAAAACUUGAAAUUGAGUCUCACUUUUAAUAUUGUUUACUAAUGAAAUAUUUAUCAUGAUAAACCACAUGUUAGAAAUUGCUGGACAUUCGUUGUUGAAUUUUCGAUAUUUGGCCCAAACAGCAACCAGCAUCUUAUCAGAGAUAGUUUUCAUUUUUGAUAUAGUAAUAGUAGGCUAAGAUAGAUCUAUUCGACUUUUUAUUAUUUCAUGAAACUCAGAAGAACUUAUAUGACUUUGAUAUGUCCUAUUGGUUCUCACAAAUUAUAGUUCAUUUAUUUUUGAACUUACCCCCAUCCAAUUUCAUGUUGUGCCUUCAUAAUAAACUCGUUUCACGAUGUUUUCAUUAUUCCUAUAUAUCAAAGAACUACUACUAUUUAAAGAGAUUUCAAGUUGAAUUAAGUGAAUAUCAAUACAAUCCAAAAUUAUAAUAGACCUACACUUGAAAAAAGAUAAAUUUUAAAAGAAUAAGAUACUGACUAGUGAGUUCUAUAUUCAUUCAAUGAAAUGGAUUCAAAGGAUAAAAAAUGACUUACCGACAGUUCCCUUUACCACAUCACACACGUUUUCCAAUACAUUUUCAAUUGGGACUCUUUUUUGGAUUAUUUAUUGAUAUCAUCAAGUUUUGUUUGUCAUUACCAUUAUCAUAAGACUGUUAACUUGUCAAGAUUUAAUUAUCUAAAGUAACUGUUAUAAUAUUGAAGUAACACAUAUACAGUUUGUUGAUGACAUGGAUGAUGAUUUUAGAAUAAAUUGAAUGAUUCCUGGUAUUC